Molecule: messenger RNA, 1264 nt
Organism: Piliocolobus tephrosceles (Ugandan red Colobus)
Lineage: Eukaryota; Metazoa; Chordata; Mammalia; Primates; Cercopithecidae
Gene: NAT2
Product: N-acetyltransferase 2
Molecular function (GO): arylamine N-acetyltransferase activity
Source: RefSeq, a predicted model, not a curated record
UUACAGACCUUGGAAGCAAGAGGAUUGCAUUCAGCCUAGUUCCUGGUUGCUGGCCAAAGGGAUCAUGGACAUUGAAGCAUAUUUUGAAAGAAUUGGCUAUAAGAACUCUAGGAACAAACUGGACUUGGAAACAUUAACUGACAUUCUUGAGCACCAGAUCCGAGCUGUUCCCUUUGAGAACCUUAACAUGCAUUGUGGGGAAGCAAUGGAGUUGGGCUUAGAGACUAUUUUUGAUCACAUUGUAAGAAGAAACCGGGGUGGGUGGUGUCUCCAGGUCAAUCAACUUCUGUACUGGGCUCUGACCACAAUCCGUUUUCAGACCACAAUGUUAGGAGGGUAUGUUUAUAUCCCUGCAGCUAACAAAUACAGCACACACAUGGUUCACCUUCUCCUGCAGGUAACCAUUGAUGGCAGGAACUACAUGGCUGAUGCUGGGUUUGGAGGCCCCUCCCAGAUGUGGCAGCCUCUGGAAUUAAUUUCUGGGAAGGAUCAGCCUCAGAUGCCUUGCAUUUUCCGCUUGACAGAAGAGGAAGGAAUCUGGUACCUGGACCAAAUCAGAAGAGAGCAGUAUAUUCCAAAUGAAGAAUUUCUUAAUUCUGAUCUCCUGCCAAAGAAGACACACCAAAAAUUGUACUCUUUUACGCUUGAACCUCGAAAAAUUGAAGAUUUUGAGUCUAUAAAUACAUACCUGCAGUCUCCAACAUCUGCAUUUACAACCACAUCAUUUUGUUCCUUGCAGACCCCAAAAGGGGUUCGCUGUUUGGUGGGCUUCACACUCACCUAUAGAAUAUUCAAUUACAAAGACAAUACAGAUCUGAUCGAAUUUAAAACUCUGAUUGAGGAAGAAGUUGAAGAAGUGCUGAAAAAUAUAUUUAAGAUUUCCUUGGGGAGAAAGCUUGUGCCCAAACCUGGUGAUGGAUUCUUUACUAUUUAGAAUAAGGAACAAAAUAAACCCUUGUGUAUGUAUCACCCAACUCACUAAUUAUCAACUAAUGUACAAUCACAUAUCCUCUCUACCCUCACAUUAUUUUGAAGAAAAUCCUAGACAUCAAAUUCAUACAUAAAAUACCAGCAUUUAUUGGAAAACAAUAACCUUUUAAAGAAACAUAAGGACACAUUUUCAAAUUGAUAAAAAUAAAGACAUUUUAAGAAUGGCAUGUGAUUAUCUUGGGAAUCAGAGUGAUUCAUGCUAGAAAACAUUUAAUAUUGAUUUAUUGUUGAAUUCAUAGUAAAUUUUUACUGGUAAAUGAAUAAAGAAUAUUGU